AUGGAGGGUCAACAGAAUCAGCCUCCGAAUGGACACCCACAGUUUCGUCAACAGCAGCUUCCUUCCCAAGCGGUGCCACCAGGUCUGAAUCCGGGAAACAGUCCACCCGGUCAUCAACAGCAGUACCAUCAGCAGCCGAUUUUUACCCAGGGAAUGACGGCGGAUAGUGUCAUCGUACAAAUUUUGCAACACCUUCAGCAGCAACAGGCAGUAACAAACCAGCUUCUCCAGCAGCAGCGUGAAGGCACACAUCAACAGCAGGAAGCGCUUUUCCGGAAUGCGAUGUCAUCAAUCAACGUCAGCGUUCCCCCUAAUCCAGAAGCCAUCUUGGAUUCGCUAGCUGGGAACAUCAAAGAGUUCCAGUUUGAUCCUGAGAACCACGGUACUUUCGCUGCCUGGUACGCUCGAUACGAGGACCUCUUCGCCGAGGAUGCACACAGACUGGAUGACGAUGCUAAAGUGAGGUUACUUCUGCGCCGCCUGGGAACCAACGAGCACUACAGAUACGUGAGCUACAUAUUACCAAGUACGCCGAAGGAUUUCACGUUCGACGUAACGGUUCAGAAGCUUACAGCACUAUUCGGGACCACAGAAUCAAUGGUGAAGAAACGCUACAGUACGCUCACCAUCGCUAAAACCCCGACUGAAGAUUACGUCACUCUCGCGUGUCGGGUAAACAAAAUGUGCGUAGAAUUCGAGCUGAAGAAGAUGUCCGAGCAACAAUUUAAGUGCCUAAUGUUCGUUUGUGGUCUCAAGGGUGAGUGUGACGCCGAUGUACGUACCAGGCUGUUGGUGAAGAUUGAGAGCGAUGAUGUCACCCUAGAGGCGAUGAUUGAUGAAUGUCAGCGGCUGAUCAAUCUAAAGAACGAUACAGCGAUGAUUGAAGGUCCAUCCGGACAGGUGCAAGCAAUCAAAGGAGGUUCACAUCAUCAUCAGAGGAAGUUCCAGAAGCGGUCAACAGAACGAUGGAAAGGUUCUCCAGUGCCGGAAGAGGUGAAGAAGGUUCCUGCGACUCCGUGCUGGAACUGUGGUGCGAUGCACUACUCGAAGCAUUGCAGUUUCCGCAACCACAGAUGCAACGAAUGUGUAGUGUAUUUACACCAGUGUGUUACCGCUAUAAAAAUUUAUAGCAUCUAG
Molecule: messenger RNA, 1137 nt
Organism: Toxorhynchites rutilus septentrionalis
Lineage: Eukaryota; Metazoa; Arthropoda; Insecta; Diptera; Culicidae
Exons: 1
Coding region: 1-1137 (378 amino acids)
Source: RefSeq, a predicted model, not a curated record